Molecule: messenger RNA, 6235 nt
Organism: Carassius carassius (crucian carp)
Lineage: Eukaryota; Metazoa; Chordata; Actinopteri; Cypriniformes; Cyprinidae
Product: trinucleotide repeat-containing gene 6C protein-like
Exons: 20
Coding region: 559-5253 (1564 amino acids)
Biological process (GO): miRNA-mediated post-transcriptional gene silencing; positive regulation of nuclear-transcribed mRNA poly(A) tail shortening
Cellular component (GO): P-body; nucleoplasm
Molecular function (GO): protein binding; RNA binding
Source: RefSeq, a predicted model, not a curated record
CAGGUUACUGAACAGAAAACCAAAGUGCCAGACUCUGUUAAACCCAAUCCCAGCAUCCUUUCAAACCCCAUUCUGACCCUGAACCAGACUGUACCUUCUUCUGCCACCAUCAGCAAUGGCAAGCGUAGCCCUUGUAAUUCCCUUCAACAGCAGUUACCUCCUUUACAGCAGCCCAGUCCCCGACAUGUGCCCAGAGAGGUUCCUCCACGCUUCCGACAGCAGGAGCAGAGGCAGCUACUGAAGAGGGGUCAACCUUUACCUACAGGCGCUCUGAACCCGACCUCUGCUUGCACUCAGUCCGGGGUCAUCUCCCCUCCCGAGACGCCCACCAGCAAACGGCACACGGGACUUCCCCCUCAAAGUGGACAGGGAGACCAGCAUGAGAAUUGUCUUUGGAGCAUCCCAGUCAGCAAAAGCAACAGCAGCAACCGGGAUAAAGUGAUUAUUAACUGUAACAAUACCAACACUUGGCCUUCCAAUACAUACGGCAAGACACCAGAAUGCACCUUGGAUGCUGAACGCGCAUCAGAGGUUGUCGGCAACAGUAGCAGCACUAUUAUGGCUACAGGAGCUAGCCAGCAGGGUCAUUACCCAAUCAGCAAAGCCAGCAUUAAUCUAUCUUCUAGUAGUGUCUCUAGUCAAAGUGGCCCUACCAGGGGCUGGGUCUUAGAGGAAAAGAUUGACUUGUCCAUUGGCAGUAGAGGGCAGUCCAACUGGGGUGCCUCUAAUCUGAACCUAAAUCCUAGUGCCAACCCUGCUGCUUGGCCAGCUCUUGGACACGAGGGAGCUGGGGUAGGAUCAGGCCCAAGUAGCAUGGUUUGCUCAAAUCCACUUUCGCCUAGUAUGUGUGGCCAAGGAGGAGUGGCACCACCUCACGGCACUAAUGGAAAUGGUAGCAUUGGUUGCGUCAGUGGAAACCUUGUAGGGGACUGUGCAUGGGGCAGCCCGGAUAUCCCAGAACAGCAUCAGUCACCCACAAAUGUAUCUUUCAACAUUAAACCUCCUAACCUUAAAACUGAUGGACCAAAUAACACUAAACCAGAGCCAAUGAGUCCAGUGAACAGCUGGAGAGAAAAUCUUAGUCAGUCACCUACUGAGCCUGCCAGCGAAGAUGGAACUGCCUUCUGGGGCAUAGGAGAUGCCAAAAAGGGAGACUCAAAGGACUCAGGCUGGGAUUCUGCAGGUGUCUCCUCUUGGGGGCAAGGAGGACCUAGCAGUAGUGGUGGCUGGGGUGACUGGGGCAAGCAACCAAGCACUGAAGGUACAGGAUGGGAUGUUAAUGAUGGUCCUUCCCAGGAACAUAUGCGUUCCUGGGGCCCUGAUACUCCAGCUAGUGAGGGCAGCAGGGAUAGUAGUGAAGGCCACCCAAGAAGAAGAGAGAGGUCCUCAAGUGAUGAUUUGGCCACUUUGCUCCCGAGGCAGGACUUGGACCCACGUGUCCUUUGUAACACAGGCUGGGGACAGACACCAGUUCGCCAAAACACUGUUUGGGAAAUGGAAGAAAGUCCAGACAAAAAGAAUGGUGCAGGGAAAGAGGUCUGGGGGUCUUCCUCCAACGCACCUUCAACUGGACCUGCACCACCUCCUUCUGGAUGUGCCAGUCCCAACUUCAGAGCACCUCCUAGAAUGGAGACAAGCAAGAGUGAGGGACCUUGUAGAGCUAUGCCAAAUGCAGGCUGGGUAGAAUCAGUCCCAGCCUCUGCUCAGCCUAACAGUGGAUGGGAGGAACCACCUGCAAAUAAAAAGGUUUCUAAUGGAUCAGUAUGUGGCUGGGGUGAUCGUAUUGCUGAAGUUCCCAAUACCAAUGGCUGUAAUAGCCAAUCUUGCCCUGAAGAAAAGUCCCAUAGCUGGGAUGAUGGUACUUCUCAGACGAAAAAACAAGGUUGGGGUGAUGGAAACAAAACUUCCUCAGGAUGGGGAAGUACUGGCAAUGGGAAUAGUGGAGAGUGGAGUGACCCUUCAGAAGUGCAGAAGAACGGCUCUGGAAGUUCCUCUUGGGAACCUGACAACAGAAACUGGAAAGAAACCCAGAGAGAAUGGGGUAAAGCAGCACCAGCACAGUGUGGUAGUUGGGGUGAUGCUCAACAUUCCAAUGGUUCAGCCCAAGGUUGGGGUGGAAAACUUCAGACAUCCACAUCUGGCAACGGUGGAGCUGGAGGCAUAGGGUCAUGGGUUGGUCCAAAUUCUGUGAAACAGAACAACCCUAGCUGCGCAUCAGGAGGCCGACAGGAUCCGGGAGAUGAGACCACAGGCUGGGAAGAUCCUUCUCCUUCUAUUCGUCGCAAAAUGGAAAUUGAUGAUGGGACCUCCACCUGGGGUGACCCCAGUGCUUACAGUAAGAGUGUAAACAUGUGGGACAGGAAUAGCUCCCAAAAUCAUCCGGGAACCGGCAAGAGUGAUAGCCUCACUGGUUCAAACAAUAAUAGCAAUCCUCACCGACAUCACAGCCAAGGUCCUACUCAGAACCAUGUCAGUGGUAGCAACAACAAUGGCUCACCAAAUCAAGGUGAAUCUCCUCUCAACAGAAUGUUCAUAGUAAACCCUGGCUGGGGAGAGCUCCCUAAUGUACAGCCAAACACAGAACCCACUUCAUGGGGUGAGCCAGCCAAUUCUAACACUUCUGUGGACAAUGGAACUUCAGCUUGGGGCCAGCCCUCUAGGGGCUAUGGGGGAUUAGGUGAAGGUGGCCAUGACUCCAAUGGAUCUUAUGGCAGAGGAAAUGCACUUGCUGGAUCAGGCUCCUGUCAGGAAUGUCCCAAAUCUAUGCAAGAUGACUGGGGAUCAGGAGGGGAAGAGACUGGCAUGAAUACUGGCAAAUGGGAUGCUGACGAUGCUGACAUGUGGAGCAGUCCUACAUCCCAAGACUCCACUUGUAACUCCUGGGAUCAAUCCAAGAAGGGCCCACAAAGGGGCAAGGUCUCCAACAAGCAGGAUGAUGUUUGGAUUAUGACCAGACUUAUCAAGCAGCUUACAGAUAUGGGGUUUCCAAAGGAUCCUGCAGAAGAAGCCCUAAAGAGCAACAAUAUGAAUCUGGAUCAGGCCAUGAGCGCUUUGUUGGAGAAGAAAAGCGAACUGGACAAAUGGGGGAUGGGCAUGUCAGACUACAGUAAUGGAAUGAAGUCCAUAGUGUGCCGACCCACAAACCUCUCCAAAGACCCCUCACUGGAUCGUUCCCCCUUCUUGGACAAGGAUGGAAGGCUGUCAGAUGAUGCUUCAUCUUCACCGUUUAUGCCUUCUCCUGGCCUCAAGCUCCCACUGGCCAAUAGCAGCCUCCCUAACCAUGGAUUAGUUGGAAUCUCCUCUGGCUUGUCCAUGCAAAACUUGAACAACAGACAGAUGCAAAAUGGAAUGUUCGGCACUAACGGAGCAGCACAAACUCGGGUCAUGCAGCAGCAGGCCCCGCCCCCUCAGCCACCAGUGCCACCACUUAGCUCCGCCCAGCCUAAUCUACGUGCUCAAGUGCCUCAGCUUUUCACCCCUCAGGUUCAAGCACAACUCUUACAGUUUGCGGCAAAAAACAUUGGACUGAAUCCUGCACUUUUAACCUCACCAAUAAAUCCUCAGCAAAUGACCCUGCUGUACCAACUACAACAACUGCAAGUGGCAUAUCAGCGUUUGCGGAUUCAGCAGCAAAUGAUGCAGGCUCAGCGUAAUGUCUCUGGUCCCAUCAAACAACAAGAGCAGCAAGUUGCACGUACAAUCGCAAACAUGCAGCAGCAGAUCCAGCAGCACCAGCGUCAGCUGACCCAGGCCCUGCUUAUGAAACAGCAGCAGCCUCCAUCUUCCUCUCACACUGGCCUGUACCCAAACCUUGGCAAGGCCAGCCUGGACACUUUUAUGGGUCACCCUCAGACUUCAGGCCUCUCUGUCUCAGACCUGCAGACCAAAGAGCAGCAGUCUUCUCCAAACUCCUUCAGCCCUUAUACACUCUCUGGUUUGAACCCGAACAUGAAUGUAAACUGUAUGGAGGUGGGAAGUCUAUCUCUUAAAGACCCCCCUCAGCCUCAGUCCCGGCUCUCACAGUGGACUCAUUCAAACUCCAUAGAUUCCCUGUCAGCUAGCACUCAGCACAUGGAGGCAAACCACAAUAAGCACGGUUCAAUAUCUUCUGCUCAGUACCAUGUGCCUGUCAGAAAGAGCACCAUGGAAGAUUCCUUCAGCCCAUACAAUCUGAUGUCAAGAUCUGAAUCCCCCACCAGCACCUUGGUGUCUCCAGACAGCUGGACACAGGGCAAAAGUCCCAAUGAGAAAAUAUCUAGUAACUCCAGUGUCAACUGGCCUCCUGAAUUCUGCCCUGGGGUGCCAUGGAAAGGUCUGCAGAACAUUGACCCCGAGAAUGACCCCAACAUGACCCCAGGAAGCGUUCCAAGUGGCCCCACCAUUAACACUGGCAUACAGGAUGUGAAUCGCUACCUGUUACGUGACAGGACUGGAGGUAAACUUUUGGAAAUGAAGUCUACUUGGUCCACUGGACCCAUCUCCCACACACAGGCCUCUUUAUCUCAUGAGUUAUGGAAGGUUUCCCCAGGGACACGUAACUCCAGUGCUCCCUCACGCCCCCCUCCAGGCCUGACCAACACCAAGGCCUCCUCCACCUGGGGAGGAAACUCUCUUGGCCUCAGCCAGGGCUGGAACAGCUCUUACUCCUCAGAAGGAGGAACUUGGAGCACUGACAGUUCCAACAGAGGAAGCAGCUGGCUGGUGCUGAGAAACCUCACUCCUCAGAUUGAUGGUUCCACCCUGCGGACUCUGUGCAUGCAGCACGGCCCUCUCAUUACCUUCCAUCUGAACCUGACACAGGGCAUUGCUGCUGUACGUUACAGCUCUAAGGAGGAGGCUGCCAAAGCCCAAAAAUCCCUGCACAUGUGUGUGCUGGGUAACACUACCAUCCUGGCAGAGUUUGCCAGUGAGGACGAUGUGAACCGCUUCUUUGCACAGGGCCAGUCCCUCACCCCCACCACCAGCUGGCAGGCCAGCCAAGCACCAGGCUCCAAUCAACCCCGGCUGGACAACCCUGCUGCCAGCCACCCCACAGGCCUCUGGAGCAGGGGUGGAGGAGGUAGAGGUACCAAGACAGUCUGUAGUACCGGGAACAGCAACAGCGGACAUGGAGGCAACCUGCUGUGGGGCAGUGGGCCACAGUACUCCAGUUUCUGGGCUCCCCAAAAUGAAGACGAUGCCAGGGUAAUUGGCAGCCCCAUCCCAAUGAACACUCUGCUCCCGGGAGACCUGCUGAGCGGAGAGAGCAUGUAAGAUGUAUCAGACAUCAUAGACCAACAAAGUCAAGAGACCUAAUGGAUUAAAACCCAAGCAAAUCAAUCAGAUAAUCACUUUUUGUGGAGCUAUAAUGGAGGUUUAAGGUGAAACAAAGCUGCAAACCUUCCACUGCUGUUUAUUUGUCCUGUUUUUCUUUUGUUUUUUUUUUGACGUCAGACUGUUUGUUGUGUUUGUGGAUUUUGUUCUUAGUGUUCAAAAAACUUGAGAAGCAAGAAUCAAUAGAAGCAGAAGCCUUUUGAUGCAUUUUUAUUUCCAAAGGAUGUUUUUGCUCAAAAGUGUAGUUCAGGAGAAGCCAUCAACGAGGUAGCCAUCUGAACGCGACCCAGGCACAGUGAGACCUCACGACACUCUAUAACGACACUGUUCUGAUGAUUGAAAUUAUCCUGGUACUAUUUGGUUUUAAACUUUGCAGUUUCUUCAGAACUUCUUUUAGCCAUAAGUGCUCUCUCUCCAGGUCCUCCUUAAAAACUUAUUUUAUAAAACAAAAAAAACCUUUGUAUCUUGCACAGUUCUGUUUCUGAGCCAAGCGAAUAGGCCAGAGCAAAUGAGAAGAACACUCCUAGCAGUGGCCUGUCAGCAUGACGAAUCACCAAUGAUCUUUUUUCUUCAAUUCUUUUAGUUUUACAAAAGGGAGCUGCACUGCUCUAUGAUUUCUAUUUACUCAAGCCAGUCGUUGUUUUGUUUUUUAAUAUGUGUAUGGUUGAAAAAAAUAAGCUGAAUUUUAAGCUUUGAUGUAGAUGAAUGAAUGUCAGUGUCUGCUGGAAUUUGACCAAGCAUCUGUGCACGAGUACAUAACCACUGUCAAAAACACUCAGUGGAGGCUUUUUUUUAUACCUAAUGGACUUAAGUGCUGAAUCAAUCAGAAGUUAUUCAGUUACUAUGUUAUGUAUCUGAUCUGCCAUUGUAUUGAGAGACAACCGAGACAAGAAACUCAUUCUGAUGCAUUGUGCAAUAGAAG